AUGGGGCAUCGAUUUAAUGGCGGUGGUGGAGCAAAUCAAGCACUUGAGGUUGAACGAGGUGAAGAACAGGCAGAGGAAAUCACGUACCCAUCAUCUCCUUCAUGGAGAACCCAAAAUUUGGGUUCAUUCUUGGAUCUACACAAUUGGCAUCCCCGAUCGAUGACUUUUACCCAUAUGAAUAAUGGUUUUAACCCCAUUGCAUACAACCACGAUGUUGAUGGGUUCAUUUCUUUUAUUUACGUUGAUGCAGGGAAGAGGGAUCUGUCAAAGGUGUGA
This is a messenger RNA of Lactuca virosa, 276 nucleotides long. Lineage: Eukaryota; Viridiplantae; Streptophyta; Magnoliopsida; Asterales; Asteraceae. The record is from the annotation of a GenBank genome assembly.